This is a messenger RNA of Tupaia belangeri chinensis (Chinese tree shrew), 1791 nucleotides long. RefSeq lists its product as uncharacterized. NCBI's taxonomy places the organism in Eukaryota, Metazoa, Chordata, Mammalia, Scandentia, Tupaiidae. Bases 778 to 1791 code for a protein of 337 amino acids. The record is from RefSeq and is a predicted model, not a curated record. The transcript is spliced from 5 exons.
CCGCCGGGGCAGGGGCCAGCCGGUGCCCCGCCGGGACAGGGCCUGGACCCGGGAAGGCGACCCGCUCGCUCGGGGUCCCCUACCCUCCUCACCCGCUCCCUGGUCCCCCCAGCUGAGCUGCGCUAACCCUCCGCAGUUAAAGACCAGCGACCCCUUUUGGGAUGGAAGGGGGCGGGCUAAAAAACCGAAAUAGCUUCACAUCAGGGCUCAGACUGACCUUGUGGGUUUAACGCGCACCCUACUCGGUCCUGAGAUCUGGAACUCAUUACCUCAUCACCAAGAAACUGCACGGAAUCGCCCCCCCCCCCCACUGGGGAAAGGAACGAGCAAACAUCCCUUUAAGAAAGAAACCUACACUUGAGUGAUUUAAAUUAAAGUGGAUGGAAGUUAUUUCCCUUUCUGGCGCUUGCCAGAUUUCGAGAAAAGCUGAAAAAUGGGAACGGGGAGGGAAACAACAGGCGGCUGGACAGCAACGGAAGAAAAAGCAAGGGGCAGCAGCCGGGUUAAAAAUGGGGCCAUCAAUUUUAAGUCAGGGGAGACAAAUAAAAGCAGUAGAAAUUGUGUUUCGUAAAGUUGAAAAACAACACGUUCCUAAACCAGUUGUGAUUUGGAAGGUUUCCUGGGUUUGCCCGGAGAUUGGAUAAAUAAAAUGGAGUGAAAAGUGUGUGUUGCGGGGGGCGUGGGGGGGCGGCUGGAGUACAUCCCAGCGCUCUGCUCCGCCCGCCCCGUCCUUUCCAAAGAAACGUGCUCGUAAUGGGGUGACCUAAUUACAUCGCAAUGGAACUCGCUCUUAGCCACUCGGCGCACACCGGGUUUCAUCACAGAUCCGGCGGCCUCGAGUGCUGGGAAGAAGCGUGCAAGGGCCACGGAGGCGGCCGGGCCCGCGUGGAAAUAGGAAAGAAUCGCAGCGCCGCGAUUUCCGCCUGGGUCUGCACUUCUGCACCCGGCGACGGCGCCGGCCGCGGCGGGGGACACGUAACAACUUUUUAUUUGGCUUCUGGGGGUGUAUGGGGGGAGGUGGAGGAAGGUUGCGGCAUGGCCCAUAAUUCAGAGCGCGUGUGGAAAGUCGUGCGUUGCACCUUUAAAGAAUGGAAGCGUGGAAGAAACGCCACGCCUAGACCUGUUAAAACAAACAAUCGGCCCGGGCGGUGGUCUUUUUCGAGACGCCUCCUCCUUCCCGCCGAUACUGGGAGAGCGCCCCUGCGAAGCCAGCGCGAGUGUAGACGCGUGCGGUGCAGAGACCAGCUCAAGAUGGAAACCGCAGCCCCGGCGCGAAGGAAGGGCUUCUGCUCCCGCUCGCUAAAAGAGAAAGUCAAGCCCGCCUUCCUGCCCGACAAACAACAACAACACAACAAGAACCCCGAAGGGGUGGAAGGAGUGAUGUCACAGAGCCGCGCUCGUAGGGUGACAAAGGGGGUGCCCCUCCCCCUCCGCUCGGCGCGCAGCGGGAGAGAGGGGGGAGAGCGGGUGCGGGAGAGGGGUCGGGAAAAGCGAAGUAGUGCGGGCCCUUGGGGAAGUUUCGUAGGAGACCAGCUCAAGAUGGAAACCGCAGCCCCGGCGCGAAGGAAGGGCUUCUGCUCCCGCUCGCUAAAAGAGAAAGUCAAGCCCGCCUUCCUGCCCGACAAACAACAACAACACAACAAGAACCCCGAAGGGGUGGAAGGAGUGAUGUCACAGAGCCGCGCUCGUAGGGUGACAAAGGGGGUGCCCCUCCCCCUCCGCUCGGCGCGCAGCGGGAGAGAGGGGCUCCCGAAGCUUCGGGUAGCAAAGCUCGAAACUUUUCCUCUUUAA